ACCACGCACUUUCUGAGCUUCAAGUUCAAGAAAAGAGCACUGCUUGGAACCACACAAUGAAUCGCAUCGGUCGUUGCUUUGGUUGUAGCUACGGACAAUAGAAUUUGGAGAUGAUGAUCCGACGAUCGACAGGACUGCUAUUAGUGUUGGCGACACUUUGCCACUCGCUGGUUGUGCCACAGUUUCAGACCAGGCAUCAAGAAAGACAGCGUCAUGUGGGCAAGCUGGGAAUGGCCGAUGAGGGUAGCAUCACUGUUUCGACGGACAAGUACGAUAUAGUCAAGGUGGAUCUAGAUGAUGGCCGUGAUUAUCCAAUUUACAUUGGUACAGGAUAUGACGAUGGAGAAGCCGCACAAUUGUUGCAAUCGCAUAUCAAGGGAUCCAAAGUACUUUUGAUCACCAACGACCGAAUUGCACCAAUGUAUUUGGAAAAGUACGAACAACUCUUGAAACAGGACUCUGACUUGCAGGUAGAAACCUUGGUAUUGCCGGACGGAGAAGAACACAAAACCAUGGAAGUGCUACAGAAAAUCUUGGAUAAAUCCUUGGAAUGCGCCCUGGAUAGGAAAGCUACCUUUGUCGCACUGGGAGGUGGUGUUAUUGGAGACAUGGUCGGUUUUGCCGCGGCCAUUUACCAACGAGGAAUCAACUUUGUCCAAAUUCCUACCACUGUCAUGGCAAUGGUCGAUAGUUCUGUUGGUGGAAAAACUGGAGUCAACCAUCCUUUGGGAAAAAACAUGGUCGGAGCCUUUCAUCAACCCCAGUGUGUCUACAUUGAUACCGAAACCUUGAGUACUCUGCCCGACCGAGAAAUGCAAAGUGGAUUCUCCGAAAUUGUCAAAUACGGUCUCAUUCGGGAUGCCGAGUUCUUUGAAUGGCAAGAGGAACAUAUCGAAGAAAUGAUGGCACGGGAUCCACAGGCACUCCGAUACGC
This is a messenger RNA of Seminavis robusta, 934 nucleotides long. The record is from the annotation of a GenBank genome assembly. NCBI's taxonomy places the organism in Eukaryota, Bacillariophyta, Bacillariophyceae, Naviculales, Naviculaceae.